Molecule: messenger RNA, 957 nt
Organism: Rangifer tarandus platyrhynchus (Svalbard reindeer)
Lineage: Eukaryota; Metazoa; Chordata; Mammalia; Artiodactyla; Cervidae
Source: the annotation of a GenBank genome assembly
AUGUCCAUUUCCAACAUCACAGUCUUCAUGCCUUCUGUGUUCACUCUAAUAGGGAUCCCAGGCCUAGAGUCUGUGCAGUGCUGGACUGGGAUUCCAUUCUGUGUCAUGUAUCUCAUUGCUAUGAUUGGAAAUGCCUUGCUUCUGAUCAUCAUCAAAUCGGAGCCCAGCCUGCAUGAACCCAUGUACAUUUUCCUAGGCAUGCUAGGAGUCACAGAUAUUGCUCUUAGCACCAGCAUUGUGCCCAAAAUGCUUACAAUCUUCUGGUUUCAUAUACCAGAGAUAUAUUUUGACUCUUGCCUGCUUCAAAUGUGGCUCAUUCACACAUUUGAAGGCUUAGAGUCAGGCUUCCUCCUGGCCAUGGCCCUGGACCGCUAUGUGGCCAUCUGUUAUCCACUGAGACAUGCUGCCAUCUUCACCCCCCAGCUAGUCACCCAAGUAGCAGCUAUGGUAACACUCAGGGCUACCAUUCUUGUGACCCCCACCCUAGUACUGAUAAAAUGCCGGUUGCACUUUUAUUAUACAAAAGUUAUCUCCCACUGCUACUGUGAGCAUAUGGCCAUUGUGAAACUGGCUGCAGAUGAUGUCAGUGUCAACAAAAUCUAUGGUUUGUUUGUGGCUUUUACUGUUGCAGGGCUUGACCUAACAUGCAUCACAUUGUCCUAUGUACAGAUAUUUAUUACAGUUUUUCGUUUGCCCCAGAAGGAGGCUAGGUUGAAAGCAUUCAAUACCUGCAUUGCUCACAUCUGUGUCUUCCUGCAGUUCUACCUCCUUGCCUUCUUCUCUUUCUUCGCACAUAGGUUUGGCUCUCACAUACCACCAUAUGUUCAUAUCCUUUUAUCCAGCCUUUACCUGUUAGUUCCACCUUUUCUCAACCCAAUCGUCUAUGGAGUGAAGACCAAACAAAUUCGUGACCAUGUCCUGAAAAUGAUCUUCUCCAAAAGACAUCCUGAUCAUUAG